This is a messenger RNA of Epinephelus moara (kelp grouper), 12180 nucleotides long. It is a transcript of the gene pou2f2a, whose product is annotated as POU domain, class 2, transcription factor 1. The record is from RefSeq and is a predicted model, not a curated record. Lineage: Eukaryota; Metazoa; Chordata; Actinopteri; Perciformes; Serranidae. Gene Ontology annotation, molecular function: DNA-binding transcription factor activity, RNA polymerase II-specific; RNA polymerase II cis-regulatory region sequence-specific DNA binding. The transcript has 16 exons. Gene Ontology annotation, cellular component: nucleus. Bases 1623 to 3926 code for a protein of 767 amino acids. Gene Ontology annotation, biological process: regulation of transcription by RNA polymerase II.
AAUAAAUUUCCCGUAUAGUCUUUUAAAUUAGUGUUUAUAAUGUUAACAUCAGUGCCAAUGUGUAAGAAACGUUAAUGUGUCAGUAAAUGUUAAAAAUCUGCGCAAAACAUGAAUGGACAGAGAAAGUGGGGUCAUGUGUAUGUUUGUGUAUAUGUGCAUAUGUGUGAGUGUGAUGGGGUGGAGGGGUUAGGGGGAGAAAGGGGGGUAGUGGUAGAGAGGGGAGGGAAGGAAAGCGGGGUAAAAAAAAAAAAAGAAGAAAAAAAAAAGAGGGGGGCUGGGUAUCUCUGUCUGUCUCCCGGACGGAGCGCAUCGCCGUGCCAGAGUGCGUUCAGGCUGCGCGGUGAAGGACCGAAACCACCGGGGUUCCCAAAAUAAACUGAGGGGACGCAGAUACGCGCGCACACACACGUAGGAUACACACACGGAGAGAAAGGCUGAGGAGAGAGAGAGAGAGGACGAGAGAUACACACCGGCGGAUGGCGGAGCAGAGCCAAAGAAAAGACACUACAGCGUAAAAUAGAAAAGGGGGGCAUCGCUUUCCCCUCCUCUUUUUCUCGCUUCAGUGGAGGAGGAAAGCAGAAGACAGGUGUAUUUAUUGAUAUGGAUUUAUUCAUUUAUUUAUCUAUUGAUUUUGCUUUAAUUAGUGACCCGCGAUAGAGAAAGAGGGAGAAACAGCGAGGGGAGGAGAGGGAGGAGCGAAAGUCAGACAGGAGGUGCCUGCGUAGCCUUACUUUAUUAUUUGAUUAUUCCCAUCUUUUAACCAAAUAAUGCUUUUGCGUUUUAUUAUCGUGUCGCUUUGUGUGCUUGUGUUCUUCAGCAGACCAGCCAGCUACUAACCAAAUCUUUACGAGAACCAAAAAAGAAGCAACUCCAGUGAUACACGGACAGUUUUAUCCCAUUUCUCUGUGCCGAGGAGGAUCCGCCGCUUGGACAGUGUUUGUUUGAGACUUUUCAUGACAGCGCAGGACGAGACGUCUAUCUUUUCACAAACUAAACCAAAGCAAAGCCCGCCGAGGAGGAGAGACCGAGACGGAGAGCCUCUGCGAUCUUUACGCACAGCUGUCUGGACACAAUAAAUGGAGUCUAAUUGUGUCUGCGUUACAUCCAAUGGAGAGCAGCUUAGAGGGGAGCACCGGCUGCACUAGAUUCACACGGGUGCGAUGAUCACACAUAUCCUCUACUGUCCAGUCACCUGCAGCCUGUGUUAGGUAGCCUGUAUGGAGAACCGCCGGUAGCUUUACAUUUUCUCCCAAAGCUUUCACUGCGCGCUCUGCACAUCGCUGCGUGUACGUGUGUGUGUGUGUGUGUGUGCCGGACUACUUGACUCCGAGAAGACACAAGUAACAGGGCUGUAGUAUUUAUCUGUAUCCCACAACCACGCAAAUCUAUAAUAGAGAAAUGUGAAUCAGCUGAGACAGACUCGAUCCACGGAAGAAGAAGAAGAAGAAGAAGCCAAAUACUGAGUGUCUUUUUUCUCUCACGAAGCAUCUUUACAACCGGCUGUCCACAAACCUGGAAAGCAUACGAAGACAGGCCAAAGACCGACGGAAGCACGACGGAUAAGAAAAGAAGAAAAGUGAGACUAAAAUAAAAAACAACGACCCCCAGGUCGACAGAGGACCAUGUUUGUCCCCCUGCCGGUCCCCUUCGUCUUUCAGAGAACAGCGUCCGACUUCAGCGCCUGGAGACUCAAGUCCUCGCUGGCUCCGCGGUCCAGCCCCGAUAUCAGGAUGUCUAAAGCAGCAGAAGAGGAGAAGCCUGGGGCUGAGUAUCCAGGGGACAGUUCAGACUCUGACAGAAACAGCCCCGAUGACCAGGUCCAGCCAAUGAAAACAAGCCCCUUCAGCGUCUCUCCCACACCGGCUGGUAGCAAGGGAAAGAGUGAGGAGAGCUCUGAGAUGGCCCAUAGCAACAUCCCCCCUUCCUCUCAACAACAACAACAACAACAACAGCAACAGCAGCAGCAGCAGCAGCAACAACAACAACAACAACAACAACACCACCACACACAGCUAAUGCUGGCUGGCAGUCAGCUAGCAGGGCUUGCCGCUCUGCUCCCAGCCCAGCAGCAGUUGCUCCUACAACAGGCUCAGGCUCAGCUCCUGGCGGCCGCCGUUCAGCAGUCAAACGCUGCCCAUGCCGCUCACGCUGCCCAUGCUGCCGCGCAGCAACAAGCCAACCAGCAGCAGCAGCAGAGCCAAUCACAAUCCCAGCAGCAACAGCAGCAGCAACAGCAACAAACCAAACAGGAACAAACUGUCCAAGCCCCGCCUCCACCGCAGCUGGCCCUGUCACAGCCGAUCCAGCUCACAGCCCAGGACAUCCAGCAGCUGUUGCAGCUCCAGCAGCUGGUUCUGAUGCCGGGUCAUCAUCUCCAGUCUCCUGCUCAGUUCCUCCUGUCUCAGCCACCACAGGCACAGCAGCCGCAGCAGGGUUUGCUCUCGACACCAAAUCUGAUCCAGCUACCUCAGCAAAGCCCAGGGGGGCUACUGACAACCCCGCCUCGCCUGGGUCUCCAAGCACAGAGGGAGAAGAGCAGCGAUGUUGUGGUUGGCGGAAGCAGCAGUGGCGGCAGCGGCUCUAUAGUCGCCACCGGCAGCAGCAGCGUUGGUGUUGUGACGUCUGUAGGAGCCACCUCAGCAUCCAGCAGUGCCAUGGCUUCCUCGUUGACUUCUGGCUUGACUCCUGGAGGUCACGGGAGUCACAUGGGGGAAGAACCCAGCGACCUGGAGGAGCUGGAGCAGUUUGCCCGCACCUUCAAACAACGACGCAUCAAGCUCGGAUUCACCCAGGGAGACGUCGGUGUUGCAAUGGGUAAACUGUAUGGUAACGACUUCAGCCAGACCACCAUCUCCCGAUUUGAAGCUCUCAACCUGAGCUUUAAGAACAUGUGCAAGCUGAAACCACUGCUGGAGAAGUGGCUGAGUGAUGCAGAAACCAUGGCAGUAGACAGCAUGCUGCCCAGCCCGUCUUCUCUCUCCUCCCCUAUGUUGGGCAUCGAGGGUCUAUCCGGCCGGCGCAGGAAGAAGCGCACCAGCAUCGAGACCAAUGUGCGAGUGGCCUUAGAGCGCAACUUCUGCACGAACCAAAAGCCUACCUCGGAGGAGAUCCUGCUCAUGGCAGAGCAGCUCAACAUGGAGAAGGAGGUGAUUCGUGUUUGGUUCUGCAACCGCAGACAGAAAGAGAAACGCAUCAACCCCUCUAGCAGCACCACCCCUCCCUUGCCCAGCCAGACUUCACCUGUUGUGACACACAAAGCCCCCUGCUACAGCCCGCACAUGAUAUCGAGUCAGGGUCUGUCCCAGGUCACCACCUGUCUCAGCACAACAGCCGCCAGCUCUUCAGCAUCCUGCCCCAUGACUCCUGUCAGCUCCGCUGCAGUAGGCUCCGCCUCUUCUUCUGUGACCCCACCCCCACAUAGCACAGCUAGCCCCGCCCCUCCCAGCCUUGGGGCCCACGGGCUCAACACUGGGAACACAUUGAUGGGAGUAAGCACAGGGAUGAACCAGGCCCUCAUUGGCAGCAGUCCCCUGGCUACCAUGCAAGCCCUGGCAGCCAGCAGUGGUCAGCUGCCCAUCUCCAGCCUCGAGGGGGGAGCCGCUCACAUGCUUCUGGGAGGACCUGGGGGUCCCGCUGUACCUCCUUCCCUCCGCCCCUCACUCUUCCUCAACCGCCCUACCCUCCUCCCCAUGGUGACCGGCUCCAUGGCAACAACCUCCACACCUGCCAUGGGACUGGUCAGCAGCGUUGGUGGAAUGUGCGGCCCCCGUCCCUCCUUCUCCCAGUCUCCGCCGCCCGGCGCCAGCGACCUCAUGAGCCCGACUUCGUGUCCCGAGGAGUCCGUAUCUCCUUGUUCAAGCCCCGCCUCCUUCUGUUCUUUCAGCGAAGCCUCGCCACCUCCUUUGGGAGGGGCCAUGGCCGAGUGAUCCCUCACUGACAGCCAAAGUUUCUUAUCAGAGGAGAACGAGGAGGAGGAAGAGGAAGAGUUAAAGGAGUUUUAAAAAUCUAAAUUUACAACCUCGCCUUUCAACCAAAGCCAUCUCUCUGUCUGAUCCAUCUCUGAUUUCAUCUCUCUCUUUCUCUGUCUCCCCGCUGAAGUCUUCUGAAGCCAAAAAUAUACACAGAUGGAUGAUGGGAGGAAGCAAAGAGAGAGGGAGAAUGGAGAGGAUAGAGAGAACUGCAGAACGGAGGGGGGACAUUUGAAACCAAAUAAUGAUCUACAGCUGGAGAGGUGGCACUGAGGAGUGUUUUUGCUCAGCAUCGGGGAAACGAACAGCAUGCUUUUUAUCGGCUGGAGAAAAAAUAAACUUGCUGAGGGCAGGGAUGAGAAGCGAAACUGUGUGUGAGAAAUGGGAGGCAAAAAGAAAAGACUUGUUUAACAAGCUCGGAAGGUCAUGUGGUUGCAACCAAAUUUAAAAAAAAAAAAAAAAAACAGAAGAGAGAAAAGAUGCUAGAAGAGAAACACACACUUACAAAGAUGAAAACCAAAAUCUCCAAAUACCAAAAACUGAAAACCAAAAAAGACAAAAAAACAACAAAACGGAGAGAAAAGCUUUAGUUCAAAAAGACUUUGCAUUCUGAUCUGUCCAGGAUCAGGUCAGUACUUCAUUUCACUUCAUGACAAACAUUUUCCAUUUCACUCAGGAUUUCCUUUGUUCUCAUUUUCAGCUUUACAAAACAUCUAUUUUUUCUAUUAAUUUCCAUUAAUCACUCUUUAUGGUAUUACAGAUAUGUAAUGUUUUACAGCUGAUCCCACAUGCAGCAUAUCUACCUACCUCUCUCUUUACAGUGAUGCAUACCUUACAUUAGAACAGGCAGCGUUUGUUUUCACCAGCCUGGGGUGGCAGAUGGGUGGAGUUUACUACUAUAAUUACUAUAGCAUCACUAAAGAUGCCAAUCCAUACUUACUGUAGUAUACUUUGCUGUUAAUGCCUGAGCUUUCUGGUAUUCAUUAAAUUAUACUAUGUGGUAAAACCCACCCUUCUGGCAUGUAAAUUGGAUAAAACCAACCGUACGUGUUGGAAAAUCUUAUUUGAUCCAGGUAAAAAUAAAUAUAUUGGUCUUUUUUUUGGUGGUUGUUUAGCUGUUUUAUUUACAUCCUAAUUUUCUGUGCAAAGAGAACAUUUUCUAUCAGGAUUUCAUCAUCAAUAUUCUCAUUGUUGUCUUUAGUGUUUGCUCAAAUCGAAGUAAACACACUCAACAGUCUACAAAGAGGAUACCACAGGCAGAUGUGGACAGUCUUGGGAUUUUAUUCAGCAUUAUUUGGCUUCUUUUAUUUUCAUCACCCCAUACACACCCAUACCAUCAUCAUGUCAUCUUCCAGACUGCUCAUCUACCACCAGACAGUCACUCUUGGAUACCAAAGCAUCGCCUCUGGCAGCGUUGUCUCUUGAUUCGCCCGGGAGACGAGUGUCCAGACAAAACCUCAGCAGUGUCAAAGGGAAAACACACACACACAUACACACACACACACACACACUACAAGCAAAAGAAAGAGUCCAAACCAAAAAAAAAAGAACAAAAGAAAGAGGUGAAGCACCGGCGUUCCCCUUACUGCCCCCAAACCCCUGCCCUCCAUCCCUCCCUCCCAUCUGCCCCUCUCCUUUGUCUCCAAAGAUCAGAUCAAAGGGCCAAAAGAAAAGAGGAGAAGAAGAAGAGGAGGAGAAGCGGUCAGGAGCGGAGGAGCCAAAGGUAUGAAAAGCUGCAGGGGAAAAGCAAGAAGAUAGAAGGAAGAGGAGCAGGAGGAGGUGCGCUCGAAGCGGCGGACCAAAAAACCAAAAAGUAACCCAAAACCAAAAGCUACUACUACUGCUACUAAUUAUGUAUGAGUGACUGAACCGUAACUAAACCAAAUACAAACAAAGAGGGGGAGGACGAGGGGAGAAAAGGGGGGAGUAAGGCCCUGUCUGUCUGUUUGUCUUUAGCUGUGAUUGCUGUUCUUGUAUCGACAGACAGAAAUCGUUCCCUCCCUCCCUCUGCCAGCGACCUCGGCUUUGUUCUCACUUUUUCCUGGAUGGAUAAAAUAUGGAAUAACCUCAACAAACUGACUUUGAGAAUAUAUAUAUUUUUGUUUUUGCUUUCCAUAGUGUGUCUGUUAAUGAUGUAUGGAUUUGUCUCAUUGCUUUCUACUUAUUAUGCGGCGGGAAGGAGGGAGGGAGGGAGGGGCAGGGGUGGGGAGGUGGUGGUGGUGGGUUUUGGCGACGUGUUGCCUAUUUUCAUAUCUUCUUGUCUCUUCGGUUGUGCUCUGGGUUUUUAUUUUUUUUAUGGUUGGAAAUAACUGUGAAAAUGUAGCUUCCAAGAUUACAAAAAAAAGUUUUUUUUAGUUGAUCCAUUAUGUUGUGAGAAAGCCAAAACUGAAAACCAAAAGCAAAACUUUUUAGACAUACAACCAAAUAGAACAACCAAACCAAUGCACAAGUUGUACGUGUGGCUCAGCUGUGUGUGACUGUGGGAACGUGUGUGUGCUUGUGCGAGCGUGUGUCGGUAUAAAGAUAAAUUCUCUUGCAUCCAAACCAAACCGUAAAACACAACGCACUCUUUAUGUCUCAUAAACAUGUUCAACAAACUAAUGUCACCCAGUGUUUAUUUUAGAUACUUGAAAGCAGAACUCUGGUCAUUUUCAACCUGGACCCGUUUCACAGAGUUUUCCCAUCAAACUUAUUGUCUCCAACGUUCUCUCCUGCUGCUUGGAUCAUUUCUAACACAAACUCCAAAAAUCAAAGUGAUCCCUCUGUCGCCUUGUGAAACUCAGCACAAGUUUAGUUUAUUUAUAUUCAGAUAACUUUCACUAUUUAUUUUUGCAGAGGGCUUCUGAGGCUUAACUGUACAGUUGCUGUUGUUCGUAUCUUUUAACAGAUGUUUAUUUACAGAGUGAGAAGUUAAUAAGUGGUGUAAAAUACAGAUUGACUUCUUUUGGCCACAUAGCUCAUUUUUAAUGUAGCAUACUUAACAGGCAGCCACUGUUUUCUAUUCAUUUCAGCACGAAUGAAAAUCAAUUUACUGAUAUUUUAAACAUAAGCAAUAUUGCUAAUCCGUCAUCUCAACUUUACGUCAUGUGUUUCUCCCUGAAGUUGUAUUAUUGUAAUGCAGGUGAGAGCAGACUCACAUAUUCCAACAUGUUCUCACUCUCAUCUCAUCCAAUACAGUAGCUUGGUCAGUGGCCUUCAGACUGGGAUGCUUUAGGUACCCGACUAGCGUCGUCUUGGACGUUCAGGGAUGGCAGGUCAAUUUCCACACGUCACAUGCAUAGUGUCUUUUCAAAAUAAUCUUCCAUGUUCAUGGGAAACAUUUGCUUGAGUCCAGACAUUUGAACCGGCACCACUAGCCCAAGUACAAGUUCACUGAUUUGUCUGGCAUCGUGACAUGAAACAGUAAUUUCGCAGGUAAAUAACAACAACAAAUGAGCAAUGCAGAGGUCCUCAAUUAGCCAACUGGCACCACCGACAGGACUAACAUCAUUGUCUUGCUGUUGUCAAGCAGUGUGCCGGAACCAAUGAGGAGUUAUAAGAACAAUGGCGAGCGCUGAGGACAAGAUAGAAGCUGCUAUCCGGACUGUUCUUAAUUGACAUGCUAUCCCAAUAUCACCCGAUAUUGGCAUGGCUACAUAUCAGUGUGGAGUUAAAAUGACGUUAGAUUUAGGUGGAUAUGUUGGUCUAAUUGGUUAGGGGAAAUCGAACCUCCUUCCCUUACAAAAAUCGGAUAGAGUGGACGCAAUGUCAGACUAACGAUGGAAACACAGUGUGAUGAGUUGAUAAUUCUGUCCGAUAUCAGGCGAAGGAAACAGCUUUCACCAAAACUGUUUUAGGUUUAGGCAAUAAAAUUACGUGGUUAGGUAGGAAAAAAACAUCAUGGUUAGGGUUAAAAUAAGUAAGUUUAACCUGUGUUUCUCACAAACACAAACACCCAUCUCCAGGGUGAAAGUCCUGUGCUUGGUUGAGUCAUCCACCCCUCCGUCCCCCUCUCCUGCCAAACUUGGACUGUCUCGCUCUUUAUACAAUGUCAUUGCCAUGGAUGGGUUUGCAUCAGAGUUAAAUUAAAGCCUGGUAUAUUUGUACAGAUGCUGUAGGGUGCCUUGUGUAUCAGAAUCAGAAACUGACGGCCACUGACCAAGCUGCAAUAUUUGAUGCCCCGGGAAUGAGAACAGGCUGUAUAUUAAUUAUAUUAUAUUAUUAUUAAGUUAUGUGACCUGGAAACCAAACCUUUUAACAUAACUGUGAAUAAGAUAAACAAGUAUGUACAGCACAUCUAGAUGAUCAUCAGUCAACUCUAAUUUCCAUUGAAUGUAUCACCAAGGUAGAGUUUUUAAGGAUCAGUGAUUUUUCAUAUUGUCCUGUUUUUAAUAGUGAAGGCAUACCAGUGUUCAGGUAUCUAAAAACUGUUGAUAAAUUAUCACCAAUACAGUAUAUUUGAUUUUACGUUAAUGAGCUGAAACAUGUUUCUUUUGAAAAGCUCCACAGUGAAGCAGUUGGCGAUAUUUUUGUGAGAAAAGAUCACUCUGAUGGAAUAAUAAAAAGAGGUCCAGGUUGAAAACAGAGAAAGCUUUCAUCAAACACACACAGGUACUGUAGGCAACCAAUGAUAAAGAUGAUAUGGGGAGGGAAGUGGGGGGGUGCUCACGUCUGAGACGGAUUAAAGGCUGUUAACGUCCACUUUUAGAGGGAAUGUAUCCAUUAGUUCUUCUAGGUUUUUGUAGGGGGGAAAUAAUCUAUGUUCAACUGCUCUUACUUGUUGCUGAUGUAUAAAAAGGCUGGGACUAUUACCUUUGAUGAUGACGACCGAAGACGACGACUUGAUUUAAGAACCAAAAGCUUUAAAACUCUUUAUCUCUCACGGGCUCUUUGUUGGAAAAAAAAAUAUUUGUAUUUAUUGUAUGAGGGAGGUGUGUGCUUUUUUCGGGGAUGGGGAAAAAUGGUCCGUUUGUAUUUUAUUAACUUCUUUGUCUCUCACCUUUAUUUAUUGACUCUUUAUUUAUGUAUUUAUUGGAUUCUAUUUAUGUCUUUCUGGAUCUUUGUAAUAGUUUUUUCAGGGGUUGUUGUGAGGCUUGUAUCUGCAGAGAGAGGGGUGUUCUUGAGAUCAAGACAAGAAGAGAAAAUGCCAAACGAAUGUUUCAAAGCAAAACCAAACUUAAAGACUGUUGUAACCUGAGACAGAGAGAGAAAGUAGCAGGGAAACUGUGACGGAGGAAAAUGCUGUUUUAAAAUUAACUUUGUGGGGGAAAUUUGUCUCAGCGUUGACUGUCUGAUAUUUGCAAUCUCUCACAGAACCUGGAAUGUGUGUUACUGUUUUUUAAUCUCCAGUUGGAAACAUUGGGUUUCUCAUUUUGGAUCAAACUUAUAUUGUUUUCAGUUGCAACAGCUCUUUGUUAAUUCAAAAUGUGGUUGAUUAGUGUAUACUAAAUGGAAAGGUACACAUUAGGCUACUAAAUUAAACUUAUCUGCACAAAACAAAUUGGUUCUUAGGUAGAUGUUAGUUGUUACUAACUAUUUACACCUAGUAACUGCCAUUAUGUAGCCGUUACAUAGCUACCGGAACUAACUGAAAAAGCUAACGUUAGCUUGCUAAUAUACGACCUGUUUAGACGACUAAAAGAGCUAAUAUGCAGAAUGGUUGACAUAUCGGAUUUCACAGUUGAUCACUCACGCAAAUAACAAAAUAAAAUCAUACCUACAUUUACGAAGUAUUAGCAGUUAAGUUUAAAAGUAAAGAAAAAAGCCCCUAAAACUGUAAGCUGUGGCCGUUAGCUUGUGAUGCUAAGGGCUCAUUUAUGCUCAAUGUUAGGUACGUAUAGAGACACGGACAGAGACUUCUGUCCAUCCUCUGUGCUCAUUUCGUCCGUAUUUGUGAACGUUUUCUGAAAGCUUAUGGAUAUGAACGAAACGGAGCAGUACCACUAGAGAUCGUGGGGGCAGUGUAGCCUACUUCAAGCAACAUAUGACCAAAGGACACGACAAAGACAUUUCUAAAAAAGGCAGAACAGGACGAAUUAGUGAUAUAAUGAAAAGAAUUCUCCCUUCACAUGUCCGGAUUCAUUUAAUGGCCAUCUACAACACUACCUCUGUUAAAAGGUAGAUUAUUACAACCUCGUCCACCAUUGCGUCGUUUGUUAUUGUCUGAAUUUUUUUGACUCUGCCCUGUUGUGCCAUCAAUUGGCUGUAUCUAUGCCAUCAUAAAGGAUGCUGGGAAGUAUAAGGGCAGUGAUGUUUACAACAUUUGAAACAGACAUAUCUAUUUUCGUAUGUAAAGGGAGUAUGAAUGAGCCUUGACUUCCUGAUGAGACGGCGCUAGCCUACAGAUGUGUCCUCACAAAGUCCUAAUUACUAAAGUCUUCUCUACUAAGACAUUACUUUUCAUACUGGUGCAACCUGAUCACUUGUCUAAAACUAACUAGUAGUUUCUAAGAACUUCACAAACAAACUUAGCGAUGGAUUUCACAAAUAGCUUGUGCAACUCAGUCCUGCUGCUUCAGGACAAUAGAGAGUCUGGUUUGCUCUGUCACUGGAAAGUAAAGUAAACUGACUAUGAAAUACUAACAGCUCAGUUUCACACACUCCAAUCUGGUUAAACUAGUCAGUGUUUGACACGUUGUAACAUUUGUCCUAUGUUUGGUUUAAAACUCAACAUUUCCAUCCUUUUGAGUGAAUUUCCUCCGUUCACGUCUCCUCCUCUGCUCUCUUAAAAGCUUUCUGAUUCCCUCCGUCUCUUCUUCAUAGACGAGGGGCUUUUAACUCAUACCUCUGAUACUCUGAUGAAAAAACCAAAUAGACACUCAAGCUUUAAUGACAAAAUAAAAUAAAAAUAAAAAAGAGAUGUGACUUGUCUGAACUCAGGAGUGAGGGAUGUGAAACUGGCCCUAGCAAAGUUAGAUGAUGGAGAAACAAAGAUUUUCAGUUGUUCUUAUGGCUUUAACCUACAGAUUACACCAUGUCCUCUGUGCUGAGGAUGUGGCUGUUUUGUAGAGAGGAAGGUGUGUGUAUAUUCGUCACUGCUGUCGGAGGAAAACAUUUGAACUUCAGGUUUUACUUAAAAUACACGUCAUGUUUUAAAUGUGAUGCUUGACCCUUGGGCUGUUAAAUAUCCACUGCGGAGCUUAAAAAAACGUGGAUGUCAAACUAAAGUUAAGAAAAUACAAAUUUAUAUUUUUAAGAUUUGCGUUUUUUGUCGUUUUUUUGUUUUGUCUCCGACAGCAGUGCAGCUCUGUCUGUGUGCCUGUGUAGUCCGACUCUGCUGUGGUGGACAGAGAAUGAUACCAAAGUUAAAACUACCGCAGUGAGACGCUACACUACCGACACAACACACACACUCACAGUCAUUCCAUGUGUAUAUAAACAUUCAGGAUUCUUGUUAGGGACCGUAACUGCUAAAAUAAAAGGUAUCCAGCGCCUGUUGUUAAUAUGAAAACACUGUCAGAUAAUAAGAGCACUUCAGGCCUUGACAGUUUUCUACUGUAGUUCUUCUGUGGCUGUGAAUGUUAAUUUUACUACUCUGCUCAACUUUCCAAGUCACCGUGACACAUAAAAGACUCUUUUUUGGCCUUGAGAACACAAAAAGUAAAACCUGACAACAGAGUGAAAAAAAAGAGAGAAUAAUUUCAGUCGAUAUUGUUUGCCCCAUGUUAUUGUUCCUUUAUUUAGGAGAAAGUUAAAGAAACGUUUUCCUUUCUAUUUUUUCUACAAUGCAGCUUAAAUCCAAAGGUUAAGAGGACAGCAAAGAUAGAUUUUACUGCUAAAGAAAAAAACCUCAAUAGUGAAAACCAAAGAGCUCCACUGUAUCUUCUCACCUUGAUUUACUUUUUUCUCCGCAUUGUGCAACUCCCACGUUUUUAUGGUGGCUGUAAACUCUAAAAGUAUUCUUUAAUAUAGCCUAAUGAUGAUGGUGGCGGUGAUGAUGAUGGUGGACAUAAAAGAUGAAACAAACACUGCUCUGUAAGCUUCAGUAUCUGUUUUUCGGGUCCUUUUUUCUGUUUUGAAGUAUGCUUACAAUAUGCUGUUUUUUGACCUUGAGGCUCUCUCUGUCUGAGUUGAUUCAAAUAACCUGAUUCUGUUGGAAACGUUUGGGUUUGAAACUGUUCUCUACUGUCCCUGAACUCAUCGCUAUCUGUGUGCCUGUUGUUUUAAGGGGCCAGGGAAACGGGGACAAAACAAACCUGUAAGUGUUAGGAAUAAAGUGCGAAUUUAGACCAAA